UGAUUUAAAGGAGAAGCGGUUCUGUGUGACGGGAAGACACAGGGCAGGAUGAAGGUUCACAUUAAGGCCUGGCAUGGCGUCGCCUCCUGGAUGUGGGUGGCGAACGACGAGAACUGCGGCAUCUGUCGUAUGGCUUUUAAUGGCUGCUGCCCAGACUGCAAGGUUCCUGGAGAUGACUGCCCCUUGGUCUGGGGCCACUGUUCCCACUGCUUCCAUAUGCAUUGCAUCCUGAAGUGGCUCAACUCCCAGCAAGUGCAGCAGCAUUGUCCCAUGUGCCGGCAGGAAUGGAAGUUCAAGGAGUAGGUCGCCCUGCGAUGCCUGGGUUACUACAUGGCAGUACUCUGGGGUAUGCUGGUCGUUGUAGUUCCCACAGCCGGAGAGUCUCAUAUGUUACAGGAAUAGACACAAAGUUUACUGAAGCUGUGUAAUGUACAAAUCCCUCCUGCAGGAAGUGUCCCUGCGGGGCCAUCUCCCCUCCCCCAUCCACGUGUGCCACCCCCGGUGCCCGCUCCUUCACCGCCCUGUGUUCUGCAGAGAAAUGACAUCAUUACCCUUCUGUUUGUGACAACUGAUUUGUAAUUUUGCCUUGUAAAUUGAAUAAAACACAUUGACUCAU
Molecule: messenger RNA, 616 nt
Organism: Bufo gargarizans (Asiatic toad)
Lineage: Eukaryota; Metazoa; Chordata; Amphibia; Anura; Bufonidae
Gene: ANAPC11
Product: anaphase promoting complex subunit 11
Exons: 2
Coding region: 49-303 (84 amino acids)
Biological process (GO): anaphase-promoting complex-dependent catabolic process; protein ubiquitination; positive regulation of mitotic metaphase/anaphase transition
Cellular component (GO): anaphase-promoting complex; nucleus
Molecular function (GO): ubiquitin protein ligase activity; cullin family protein binding; zinc ion binding
Source: RefSeq, a predicted model, not a curated record